Molecule: messenger RNA, 2662 nt
Organism: Eruca vesicaria subsp. sativa (arugula)
Lineage: Eukaryota; Viridiplantae; Streptophyta; Magnoliopsida; Brassicales; Brassicaceae
Source: the annotation of a GenBank genome assembly
CUCUAAACGCCUCUCUAUCUCUCUCUCUCGCUUCGCCCUCGUUUACCAUUUCUAUUCUUCCUCAGUCCAAACCCAUUUGAAGUAAUUCGAAAAAAAAAAGGAGCAGACUUUUCCUUGAACAGGAUCAAACUUACUCUGCAAAGUUUCUCAAUUUCAGUUGUGAUUCGAACCAAGUCUGUGACCAUGGCGAGAGGCGUAGCUAGAUUUUUGCGUAGAGCCUAUACUUCGAGAGCUAGGACUCUCUUCUCCACCCGAAAUUUUCAUACUUUCAGAGAUUGUAGAUCUCUUGUUAAUCCCCAAUCUGAUUUCCCCACGACCCGGUUCUUCUCGGAUAGUCCGGUCCGGAUACACCUUCCAUGGAACGAUUACACACUUGUUGGGUUCGGUAAAGUUAGAUGCUUUUCUUCAACGGUGGAUGAGAACAAUGAAAACGAGAAGAAAAAACUUGAAGAAAGUCUUCUUGGUUCUGACUCUGAGAGUGACCCCGAAUUUGACGAGGAAGGUGUGGUUAAUGAGCUUGGCGAUGUAGAUGAAACCUUGCUAAAUGAUUCAGCUGUUUCUGAGACUAGUAGCGAAGCUGCUCUUGCUUUAAACGCUGCGUAUCAUGACCCCGUGGCUCUAUACAAAGAGCUUAAAGGAAACGAAGUGCGUUCUAAUCUUCAGCGUAACGAAUGGGAUACAUUACACGAGAUAUUCACUUACUUUUCCCAGUCUGGUUGGGCAGCUAAUCAAGCUCUUGCCAUCUACAUCGGUAAAUCGUUUUUCCCAACAGCUGUUACCAAGUUCCGUGACUUCUUCUUUGAGACAUCUAAGCUUGACCUUGUUCAAGAUCUUGUUCGUGUCGGACCAACGGAUGAUGCUGUUAAGUUUCUCUUCCCUGUGUUUGUCGAGUUCUGUAUAGAAGAGUUUCCUGAUGAGAUCAAACGUUUCAAGAGCGUUGUUGACACUGCAGACCUCACUAAACCGGCUACUUGGUUUCCUUUCGCUAGAGCUAUGAAGCGUAAGAUUGUUUACCAUUGUGGACCGACCAAUAGUGGUAAGACAUAUAAUGCUUUGCAGCGGUUUAUGGAAGCUAAGAACGGUUUGUAUUGCAGCCCGCUUAGGUUGUUAGCUAUGGAGGUUUUUGAUAAAGUGAAUGCGUUAGGGGUUUACUGUAGUCUGUUGACGGGACAAGAGAAGAAACAUGUUCCGUUUGCGAGACAUGUUUCUUGUACUGUUGAAAUGGUGUCUACGGAUGAGUUAUACGAAGUGGCUGUGAUUGAUGAGAUACAGAUGAUGGCGGAUCCUAGUAGAGGUCACGCUUGGACAAAAGCUUUGCUUGGGUUAAAAGCCGAUGAGAUUCAUUUGUGUGGAGACCCGAGUGUUUUGGAGAUUGUGCGUAAGAUGUGUGGUGAAACAGGAGAUGAGUUAGUGGAAGAGCAUUACGAGAGGUUUAAACCGUUGGUCGUGGAAGGUAAGACUUUACUAGGAGAUCUCAAGAACGUUAAGUCAGGUGAUUGUGUUGUUGCCUUCUCGAGAAGAGAGAUAUUCGAAGUUAAAAUGGCGAUAGAGAAACAUACAAAGCAUCGUUGCUGUGUCAUCUACGGUGCGUUGCCUCCUGAGACAAGGAGACAGCAAGCGAAUCUGUUUAACGAUCAGGAAAACGAGUAUGAUGUUUUGGUUGCUAGUGAUGCUGUUGGGAUGGGAUUGAAUCUCAACAUAAGACGAGUUGUUUUUUACAGUCUGAGCAAGUAUAACGGUGAUAAGGUUGUGCCUGUACCUGCUUCACAAGUGAAACAGAUCGCCGGGAGAGCUGGAAGGAGAGGAAGCCGUUAUCCAGAUGGACUCACAACAACGUUACACUUAGAAGAUCUAACUUAUCUAAUAGAGUGUCUGCAGCAACCGUUUGAUGAAGUUAGAAAAGUGGGUCUGUUCCCUUUCUUUGAACAGAUUGAGCUCUUCGCUGCCAAAGUUCCCGACAUGGCGUUUUCGAAGCUCUUGGAGCAUUUUGGGAAGCACUGCAGGCUGGACGGUUCUUACUUCUUGUGCCGUCAUGAUCACGUCAAGAAAGUAGCAAACAUGUUGGAGAAAGUACAAGGGUUGUCUCUAGAAGACCGGUUUAACUUCUGUUUUGCACCAGUUAACAUCAGGAAUCCGAAAGCAAUGUACCAUUUAUACCGGAUGGCGUCUACUUACAGCCAAGAUAUGCCGGUUAAUGUAGCCAUGGGGAUGCCAAAGAGUUCUGCUAGGAACGAUACAGAGCUGUUGGAUCUGGAGAAUAGACAUCAGGUUUUGUCUAUGUAUCUUUGGUUGUCUAAUCAGUUUGAAGAGAAGAACUUUCCGUUUGUGGAGAAGGUUGAAGCAAUGGCGACGAAUAUUGCCGAGUUGUUAGGUGAAUCUUUGACUAAAGCUAAUUGGAAGAUGGAGUCAAAAGAAGAGGUAAUGAAAGGUCAAAAGAAAGAAGAUGGAAUAUAUGAAAGACCAGCUUCACUAAUCAAGUUAGUUCAUAAUAAGUAAUCAUUUUCAAGACUGUGUUUGAGAAUCUUUUUUUAUCUUCUUUCAGCUUUCUUUAAACAUGGUAGAGUAAGAAGGAACCUACCCCAAUUAGUUUCGUCUGCCAUGGCUAUAGGCUCUUUGAUUAUUCUUCUCUUCUCUUCUCUUCUCUAUACAUAUCUACUCUGGC